AUGGAUGAGCUGCCGGGCGAAGUGCUUCUCCUCGUGAUGAGCUUCUGCGGGGCUGCCGAGCUCGCGGCACUCGCGGCGACCAGCUGCCGCCUUGCGAGCCACGCCCUUGACGACCCCCUGUGGCGGCGCCUCUUCGUGGCCCGCUUCUUCGAGCCACCGCCUCCGCUGGAGCCGCAGUACCUUCCCCCCUCUGCCCUCAGCACACACUGCUUCAGCACCAAGAAGGAAGACGAACACGACGAAAAAGAAGAGGAGGAAGAGAAGGAGCCGGUUCAGGAGUGCUUCUGGGCUUCUGUCCUGCGCCCGCAACCAAAGCUGCCAGACGAUGCCCGGUUGAGGCGAGACCGGUGGUCGCAGAAGCCACCUCCGUUGCCUCGGGAGUGGUUCAUGUACGCUCCGGCCUGGGCGAGCGGCGGGCGAGACUGGAUAGCCGGGCGUAUGACGCCUCACGCUAGCGACUCUCCCAUCUUUCCCACUGCCUUCUAUCGAAGCGCAUCAUGUCAGUUCUUCGCGAGUUGGCACGAUUGCUUCGCCUACCACGCCAUGAUGUACCACGUGCGUGGGCGGAUCCGGCCGCUCAUGGCCGGCCACCUGCUGCCCGCACACGCCCUGUUGGCCCUGCUCGACCAGGCCCGGCAGGCACUGUCGCAGGAACCCAACGUGCUGCGCUUGGCAGGGCCAGUCACCGUGGUUGGCAGCCUGCAUGGGCAGCACGUCGAUUUGCUCAACCUGUUUCUCAUCAAUGGAGAGCCACCCGACACGAACUAUCUGUUCCUCGGGCGCUAUGUGAACCGCGGUCUGUACGGAGUCGAGACGGCGUCGCUGCUGCUGGCGCUUAAGGUGGCCUUCCCCGAGCGCAUCCACCUGCUGCGCGGCAGCCACGAAACCCGGCAGAUUACCGAAAUCUACGGCUUUAAGGACGAGUGCUUGAGAAAGUAUGGCGGCGGCGGCGGCGGCGGCGAAGAGGUGUGGCAGGCGUUCAUGAACACGUUUGAUGCCCUGCCUGUGGCCGCCAUCAUUAACGACAAGACGCUCUGCCUGCACUCGGGGUUGAGCCCGAGCUUGGAUACUAUCGCUCAGAUCGAAGAGCUUGACCGGUUUCAGGACAUACCGCCAGAAGGGCCACUAGCGGACUUGGCUUGGAACCAGCCGGAAGAUGUCGAAGGCUGGCAGAUUCCCCCCAGGGCUGCUGGUUUCCUCUUCGGUUCAGGCGAUUGGCUGGACAAGCACGGGCUCGACCUGCUCGUGACCACCAGCAGCCUCGUCAUGGAGGGUGACAUACGGCAGGGCGCCAAGCCUGCCGCUGCCGGUAGGGCGAGAGCCGCUUCUCCGCACGACCUGAAGAACAUGAGGGACACGGCUCUCGCUGUCGCCCUCACCAACCCAGACGCGCACACGGAUCAUUUCCCAGCAGAAGCCUCGUACUUUGCCAAGCCGCUCCCCCAUGCGAGGCCGUUCGCGUUCCUGCUUGGCGCCGCCGACAGCGCCACUGUUGGAUUAGAUCUGAACGGUGGCCAAAGGAGCACAGAGGGCGGGCACGACCACGGCACCCCCGGUGGCCUUACCACCGCCUCCUUCGUCGACCUCGACCUCGACCUCAACUGUCCCACCACCACGCCCACCGACACCAACACACCAGCACCCUCUCCUUCAUCUCUCUUCUGCUCGCCUGCCAGCCUGGCCUCGCCAUCUACGCCGCUGUCGUCGCCCUUUAGCGCUCCCGGCUACUACACGCCGCUCUCGUCGCCCUACCAGAGCCCCUACGCGCCCUCGGCGGCGGCGGCGGCGCCGAUGACGGCAGAGGCGGAGACGAUGAUGGCCGCACUGAACGCUCUGCGGCUCGAGCUGGAGCGCGAGCGGGCGCGAAUGGAGGCCGAGCGGCGGGAGCUGCAGCAGGUCCGCGAGACGCGCGAGUGGGAGCGGCAGGUCGACGCGCGGUCGCUGCAGGCCCAGGGCCACACCUCCGACCAGCCCAUCGUGCUGGCCGACGAUGACAACGAUGUCGAUAAGGUUGACGACAAAGCCGGCGACAAGGUCGACAAAGCCCCGCAGGCCGCCGUUGAGACGAAGCACCGGCAGGUCGAGGUCGUGGUGGUGGACGAUGACGAGCCCGAGGCGGUGGCGCCGGCAGCGGUGGAGCCGCCGAAGCCGCGCAGGAUCGCCAAGAGAAAGAACAAGCCGCAGCCGUCAGUCAUUUCCGAGGAACAGACGCCGGCGGCGGCGAAGAAGGCCAAGCGCUCGGACAGCUCCGGUGGCGGCGGUGAUGACGGUGGUGGUGGUGGCGACGGGGCGAAGGCGACGCUGCAGGGCCUUGACGUCGAGGCCGGCAGCCACAAGCUGAUGGAGAAGGUGGUGGCGGUGGUGGAUGAGCGCGAGCUCUUCACCAUCGUCAGCGACGACGAUGACGAGACGACGAACGGCGACAACGAGGAGGACGAUAAGGACGACGACGACGCUGACGAGAGCGAGGGUGUGACGGCCACGCAGGAUUCCCCGUGGUCUAGCCCGCCGGCACCAGUCCCGCCAGUGGUGGAAGCCGAGGAGAAGGCCGGCGAGGCGCUGCGCUCGGAACCUGCGGAAACGAAGCCGGGCAAUGAAGCUGUGGUGGUGGCGCCGCCACAGAACGAAGCCGAGGCCGAGGCCGAAGGCCGAAGACUCCAGAAUUGGUCCGAUGAAGCCACGGGUGCGGCGGAAUCCGCCGUGGCGCGCGUGGAGGAGGAGACGGUGCGAGACGUCACCGCGGCGCUGCCGGCCGAACGCGUAAGCGACGCCCGACCAGACCAAAUGGCGCGGGCGCCGCCGAAGGAAGAGGCUGGCGGCGCAGACAUGGCGAGCGAGAAGCCGGGCCAUGACGAGGAGCACGAAGAAGAGGAGGAGGAAGAAGAAGAAGAGCCGGCGCAGCUGCCAAAGUGUCGCGAGUGCUGCACAACCGAAACCACCACCUGGAUGAGGGGUCCCGCGGGUCCCUGCACUCUUUGCGACAGCUGCGGGCACCGGUUUAAGAAGGAGGAGGACGCGCGAGAGCGCGCGCGCAUCGAACGCCGGCAGGCACUCGCCGCGCGCAAGAAGAAGAGGAAGACAUUGCUCGACAAGCAGUCCCCAGCAGGGACGCAAAAGAAGCGCCUCAGCCCCAAGGCGACCACUUCGGCCAACGACCAGGAAGAGGACUCGCCCGUCAUCGGCAAAUACGCCACCGGCGUUCGCAACGAAGCGGCGGCCUCGCGCGUAAGGCGGACCAACGAAAGGCUGGGAGCGUCGAUCCCCAGCUACCCGCAUCCGGCUUCAUUCGGACCCAUCGAUGGCGUGGACAUUGGAGACUGGUUUCCCAACCGAAUCAUCACAUCCAAGAGCGGUGUGCAUCGGCCGUGGGUGUCGGGCAUCCAUGGGACGGCCAAGACCGGCUGCUAUUCAAUCGUACUCAACGGCGGCUACGAAGACGACGUCGACCACGGAACCACGUUUCUCUACACCGGCAGCGGCGGGCGAGACCUCUCGGGAAACAAGCGCACGGCCCCGCAGACCUCGGACCAGCCCCUGAACAACAACAAUGCGUCGCUGGUCAAGAGCUGCGACGACCACACCCCGGUGCGCGUGGUCCGCGGCAAGCGCUCGGGCGCGUACGCCCCGACGGAGGGCUAUCGCUACGACGGCCUCUACUACGUCACCCGCUACUGGCAAGAGCCGGGCCAGAGUGGGUUCAAAGUCUGGCGAUUUAAGUUCAAAUACGGAGAGGACCAGACGCCUCCGUGGGAGAUGGAAGGCUACAGUGAGCACCGAGAGCGGUGGGACACCAAGCACGGCCUCACGCAGCUGUCCGACGACGAAGGCGAAGGCAAGGAUGAUGACUCAGAUGAUGACGAGGAGGAGAACGAAGAAGAAGCGCCGGACGAUGGACACAGAGGAGGAAAGCGUCGGGUGAAGCUGGAGGAGGAGGAGGAGGAGAGAGACGAUGGGGGACAUGGGCACAAAAAGGAGGAGCGGGCAGGCCAUCGAGCAAAGCGCGCCAAGGUGAAGGCGGAGACCUCCGCCAAGACGACGAAGCCUGCAAUGAAGAAAAAGAAGUGGGAAGAGAGGCAGUCCAACGAGCCGGCCAAUAUCAAGAAGCGGAAGGUCAUGGAGGCCCAUUCCGCUGCAGACAAGGAGAACGCCAAGAACGGAAGCCCCGAGCGGGUGGCUUGA
This is a messenger RNA of Acanthamoeba castellanii str. Neff, 4179 nucleotides long. Its product is annotated as YDG/SRA domain containing protein. The record is from RefSeq and is a predicted model, not a curated record. Lineage: Eukaryota; Discosea; Longamoebia; Acanthamoebidae. Gene Ontology annotation, cellular component: cytosol. Gene Ontology annotation, molecular function: zinc ion binding; protein binding; sequence-specific DNA binding. The transcript is spliced from 17 exons. Gene Ontology annotation, biological process: mitotic cell cycle; peptidyl-serine dephosphorylation; regulation of DNA-templated transcription. The coding region runs from base 1 to 4179 and encodes 1392 amino acids.